AAGAUUUGGGCCAACGCCCUAAAAGGAGACAAAAGACAAAGAAGAAAAUGCUACUAAAGAAAGCUGCAGAUGAUAAGGUGGUGGUAAAGGUGAAUAGCUUUGGUGUUCAUGCAGGUAAAGAAUGGACAGAACUGACCAAUUAUAUUGGUGCCUUAGUGCGGGAUCAUGUUUCCAUAGUGCAUGAUGAAUGGAGACAUGUGAAAGUUAAACUUAAAGAUGAAAUGUGGAACCAUCUUAAGGAAUUGUUCGUGUUGAGUGACAAUUCAAAAAAGCAUGAGGAUGAGCCGGUGAAGUUAGAGUUACCUCCCGCGGAGUACAAACACAUUUCGAAGAAAGAAUGGAAAUUAUUUGUGAAGAAGACUUUCUCCGAAGAAUUUGUGCAAAAAGAACUUGGAGUCAAAAAUCUGGAAGACAUUGAUCGUUGUGAUACGUGGUUGCUUGGCAGGAAAAAAAAGAUGGGACCUAUGAUGAUGAUGUCAAAGAAGUGGCAAAUGAAAUAGAGGACCUGAAGCACAAAGUACAGGAGGGGUCGUUUGUGCCUAGUGGGGAUGCUGAUGUUCUUUCCACUGCUCUUAAGAAAAAACCCAAUGGCAGUAGAGUUCAAGGGUUGGGACACUUCAUAACCCCAACACAAUACUUCCACAGGCCAAAAGAGACAAGAUCUGAGCGGGAAAAGGAGCAUGAGAUGUGUGAGCAAAGGUACAAGAUGAUGGUUCUUAAGUUUGAUGAAAUGAGGACACAAGUGUCACAUGCCAUAAGUGAAAUUGGCAGUUCAAGUAUUCCCAACAAAUCUCCUAUUGUAAAGGCUGCUGAAGAGGUAGAUCAACCAAAAC
This is a messenger RNA of Cuscuta epithymum, 833 nucleotides long. The record is from the annotation of a GenBank genome assembly. Lineage: Eukaryota; Viridiplantae; Streptophyta; Magnoliopsida; Solanales; Convolvulaceae.